AUGACAAAGGAAGGAGCCAAGAAAAGGAAGACCCUUUCUUUUCUUUCUAAGCCUUCUUGUAACUCCUCCGGAACCAGUCCAAAAAUGGCUUCAUCUGCUACUCCCAAUCCUCAUAGUUAUGAUGUGUUCUUGAGUUUCAGAGGUGAAGACACUCGCAAGAAUUUUACUGAUCAUCUUUAUAACACUUUGGUUGCAUAUGGAAUUCACACCUUCAGAGAUGAUGAAGAACUUUUGAAAGGAGAGGACAUCAAAUCGGGUCUGUCCAGAGCUAUCGAAGGAUCGAAGAUUUUUAUUAUUAUUUUCUCAGAAAACUAUGCUGCCUCCAAGUGGUGUUUAAAUGAACUCGCAAUGAUCAUCGAGUAUACAACGCUAGAGGACAAUAAGGUUAUACCGGUCUUCUACCAUGUCAAGCCUUCAGAUGUGGGACACCAAUCGGAAAGCUUUGAAGUCGCGUUUUUCAACCAUGAGAAAGAUGCAGAUCAAGAGAAGAAGGAGCUAAUAGAGAAGUGGAGGAUUACCUUGAAGAAAGCAGCUAAGCUAUCUGGAUACCAUGUGGAUAAUCAACAUGAAGCAGAGGUUAUUCAAAAGAUUCGUGAAGUUAUCAUUACAAGAUUGAAUCGUAAGCCUUUAUAUGUGGGUGACAACAUAGUUGGUAUGGACUUUCAUUUGAAGCAAUUAAAGUCGUUGGUAAAAACCGAGUUGGAUGAUGUUCAUAUGGUUGGUAUAUAUGGAAUUGGUGGAAUUGGUAAAACUACCAUCGCAAUGGCUUUUUAUAAUGAUAUCUCAUCCCGAUUUGAUGGUAGUAGUUUUCUUAGAGGUGUUGGAGAGAAAUCCAAAGGUGGUUUACUUGAAUUACAAAAGAAACUUUUUAAAGAUAUCUUAAAGUGUGAAAGUACAGAUUUCGAUGAUACUAGUGAAGGAAUCAAUGGGAUAAAGAAAAGACUUUGCUCAAAAAGAGUCCUUAUUGUUCUCGAUGACGUGGAAGAAUUAGAGCAAUUGGAAAACUUAGCUGGAAAAAAUGGUUGGUAUGGGGCAAAAAGUACAAUCAUUAUAACAACUAAAGAUACAAGUUUGUUGAGCCAACAUGGAGUGAACAUACUUUAUGAGGUAAAGGAGUUGAAUCAUAAAGAAGCCAUUGAUCUUUUUAAUUGGUGGGCCUUCAAACAAAAUAUUCCCAAGCCUAAAGAAGAUUUUGAAAGCCUUUCACAUUGUGUAGUAGGAUAUGCCAAAGGUCUUCCAAUAGCACUUAAAGUUUUAGGUGGCUUUCUUUUUGGUAAGAAAAUAGAUGAAUGGAAAAGCGCAUUGCAUAAACUAGAAAAAAUACCACACAUGAAAGUCCAAAGUGUUCUUAAAGUAAGUUAUGAGAGAUUAGACGAUACAGAAAAGGAGAUAUUCUUGGAUAUUGCAUGUUUUUUCAAGGGAAAAGACAAAGAUCUUGUUUCAAGAAUAUUAGGAAGGUAUGCAGAUAUUGGAAUAAAAGUUCUUCAUGAGAGAUGUCUCAUUACAAUUUCUCAAAAUAAGUUAGAUAUGCAUGAUUUAUUGCAACAAAUGGGCCAAGAAAUUGUUCGUCAAGAAUGUCUUAAAGAGCCUGGAAAAAGGAGUAGACUUUGGGAUUCCAAUGAUGUUGAUAGUAUGUUAACAAGAAAUACGGGGACUGAAGCAAUUGAAGGACUAUUUGUAGAAAUUCCUACAUCAAACAAGAUGCAAUUUUCUACAAAUUCUUUCACAAAGAUGAACAGACUUAGAUUGUUCAUAGUCUAUAAUAAACGCUGUUCAAAACUAAAGGGUUUUCCAGAAAUGAAGGACAAUAUGGGGAAUCUAGAAAGGCUUAAUUUGAGAUUUACAGCUAUAGAAGAGCUUUCAUCAUCAGUUGGACAUCUAAAGGCUCUUAAACACCUAGAUUUGUCAUUUUGUAAAAACCUUGUGAAUCUUCCAGAGAGCAUUUUCAAUAUCAGCUCUCUUGAAACUCUCAAUGGGAGUAUGUGUUUAAAAAUAAAGGACUUUCCAGAGAUCAAGAACAAUAUGGGAAAUCUAGAAAGGCUUGAUUUGAGUUUCACAGCUAUAGAAGAGCUUCCAUAUUCAAUUGGAUAUCUAAAGGCUCUUAAAGACCUAGAUUUAUCAUAUUGUCACAACCUUGUGAAUCUUCCAGAGAGCAUUUGCAAUUUGAGCUCUCUUGAAAAGCUUAGAGUCCGAAACUGUCCAAAACUCCAGAGAUUGGAGGUGAACCUAGAGGAUGGUUCACACAUCUUAAGAUCAUUAAAUACAACUUGUUGCAUAAUAAAGCAAGGUGUAAUCUGGAGCAAUGGCCGCUUCUCCUCAUUAGAAACAUUACAUCUACGGUGCAGUCAAAUGGAAGGAGAGAUCCUUAAUCAUCAUAUUUGGUCCCUGUCAUCACUGGUGGAAUUAUGUAUAAGAAACUCUGAUCUCACGGGAAGAGGAAUCCUCAGUGAUAGUUUCUACCCAUCAUCAUUGGUAGGAUUAUCUGUAGGUAACUUCAAUCUAAUGGAAGUAGGUGAUAAGGGAGAAUCAAAUGAUUCUCCCUUAUCAGUAGGAAUCCAAGGAAUCCUCAAUGAUAUUUGGAACCUAUCUUCACUUGUGAAAUUAUCUCUAAAUAACUGCAAUCUAAUGGAAGUAGGAAUCCUUAGUGAUAUUUGGAACCUAUCUUCACUGGUGAAAUUAUCACUAAAUAACUGCAAUCUAAAGGAAGGAGAGAUCCUCAAUCGUAUUUGCCACCUGCCAUCAUUGGAAGAAUUAUCUCUGGAUGGGAACCAUUUUAGUAGCAUACCUGCUGGCAUCAGACUACUUUCCAAUCUAAGAGCCCUCAACUUGAGACAUUGCAAGAAGCUUCAAGAAAUUCCAGAGCUUCCAUCAAGUUUAAGAGACCUUUACUUGAGCCACUGCAAAAAGCUUCGGGCAAUUCCAGAGCUUCCAUCAAAUUUGCUACUUUUAGAUAUGCACAGUUCAGAUGGUAUUUCAUCACUGUCAAAUCAUUCUCUGCUCAAUUGCUUGAAAUCAAAAUUAUAUCAGGAACUCCAGAUUUCUCUUGGUGCUUCUGAAUUCCGAGACAUGGCAAUGGAAAUUGUUAUUCCUAGGAGUAGUGGAAUUCUAGAGGGAACAAGGAAUCAGAGUAUGGGAAGUCAUCAAGUAAGAAUAGAGCUCCCUCAGAAUUGGUAUGAAAACAAUGACUUGCUGGGAUUUGCUUUAUGCUGUGUUUAUGUUUGGGUACCUGAUGAAUUCAACCCUAGAUGUGAACCAUUAUCGUGCUUGGAUUGUAAAUUGGCUAUCUCGGGAAAUUGUCAAUCAAAAGAUGUGGACAAAUUCCAAAUUGAAUCUGAAUGUCAUUGCUCUGAUGAUGAUGAUGAUCAUGGUAGUGCAUCAGAUCUAGUAUGGGUUAUAUAUUAUCCCAAGGAUGCUAUUAAGAAGCAAUAUCUCUCCAAUCAAUGGACACACUUUACUGCUUCAUUUAAAAGCGUAACCCUUGAAGCGAAAGAGUGCGGGAUCCAUCCUAUAUAUGGCUGCUUCAAAUGUCGACGAGAUAAAGAAUGCCAACAGAAGCUUUGUUUAAAGGGCAGUGCUAUUAAUGAGCUUCCCUUUAUUGAGAGUCCCUUUGAACUUGGUAGUCUGUGUUUGCGGGAGUGCAAAAACCUAGAGAGUCUGCCAAGUACCAUCUGUGAGUUGAAGUCCCUUACAACUCUCUCUUGUUCUGGCUGUUCACAACUAACUAUCUUUCCAGAAAUCUUUGAGACUUUGGAAAAUUUAAGAGAGCUUCAUUUAGAAGGGACUGCCAUCGAAGAACUACCAUCAUCAAUUCAACAUCUAAGAGGGCUUCAGUAUUUGAAUCUGGCAUAUUGCAACAACCUUGUGAGCCUUCCAGAAACCAUUUAUCGUUUGAAAUCCCUCGUAUUUCUCUCUUGCACUGGUUGUUCACAACUAAAGAGCUUUCCAGAAAUCCUGGAGAAUAUCGAAAAUUUACGAGAGCUUUCUUUACAUGGAACUGCCAUAAAAGAGCUCCCAACAUCAAUUGAACGACUAGGAGGGCUUCAAGAUUUGCACCUGUCAAAUUGCAGCAACCUUGUGAAUCUUCCAGAAAGCAUUUGUAACUUGAGAUUUCUCAAAAAUCUCAAUGUUAAUCUCUGUUCAAAACUUGAGAAAUUUCCUCAGAACUUGGGGAGUUUGCAACGUUUAGAGCUUUUGGGAGCUGCAGGUUCAGAUUCCAAUCGAGUUCUAGGAGCAAUUCAGAGUGAUGAUUGCCGCAUGUCAUCAUGGAAAGCAUUAAAUCUGAGCAUCAACUAUUUUAGUAGCAUAAUUCCUAUCAGCAUCAUUCAACUUUCUAAAUUGAGAGUCCUUGACUUGAGUCAUUGCCAGAAGCUUCUACAAAUUCCAGAGCUUCCACCAAGUUUACGAAUUCUUGAUGUCCACGCCUGCCCAUGCUUGGAAACAUUAUCAAGUCCGUCAAGUCUACUUGGUUUUUCUUUGUUCAGAUGCUUCAAAUCAGCAAUUGAGGAAUUUGAAUGCGGGUCCUAUUGGAGCAAGGAAAUCCAAAUUGUUAUUCCAGGAAAUAAUGGAAUUCCAGAGUGGAUAAGCCAACGGAAAAAAGGAUCUGAAAUAACAAUAGAGCUUCCUAUGGAUUGGUACCAUAAUAACGACUUCUUGGGAGUUGCCUUAUACUCUGUUUAUGUUCCACUUCAUAUUGAAUCCAAUGAAGAUCCUUGUAGUUUAAAAUGUCAAUUGAAUUUCCAUGUUCAUCACUUUGAAUUUCUGGAUGAUCUACCAUCUAAAUUCUGGUCUAUGAAUGGUCUUUCAUAUGAAUUUUGGCCCGUGGAUGAACUCUCGUUUAGAAGGGGUUAUUUGUGCCACCAUAAUGGUGAUGAAUUAAAUGAAGUCCGGGUGGCAUAUUAUCCGAAGGUUGCUAUUCCGAAUCAGUAUUGGUCAAAUAAAUGGAGACAUUUGAAGGCUUCAUUUCAUGGUUACUUGGGUAGUAAACAAGUGAAAGUGAAAGAGUGUGGGUUCCAUCUUAUAUCUAUGCCCAAGAUUGUCAACAGAAGCAUCCCACAAGAUAGAAGUAUAAAAGGCGUCGAGCACAAUCGUCCACCAAUAUUGAUACAGUACCCAGAUGUUCAAAGAUGCUGUGACACCAAAUCAGUACCAGAAGAUACUAAUGUUAAUGCACAGAGCUGCUGUGAUGACACACAUAGUACAGAACACAACCAUUCUCCAAUGGAUACAAUAACACAUAAUGUUGAUGAUAAUGUUGUUGAUGCCCAAGAUGAAGAAGAAGACCAUAUGCACAAGUGGUUGGACCUUCUUUGCAAAUCUGUUCAAUGGAUAUGUUGUAGAAGAUGCUAA
Messenger RNA from Vitis vinifera (wine grape), 5346 nucleotides. Its product is annotated as disease resistance protein RUN1. Gene Ontology annotation, molecular function: ADP binding; protein binding. The transcript has 7 exons. Lineage: Eukaryota; Viridiplantae; Streptophyta; Magnoliopsida; Vitales; Vitaceae. The coding region runs from base 1 to 5346 and encodes 1781 amino acids. The record is from RefSeq and is a predicted model, not a curated record. Gene Ontology annotation, biological process: signal transduction; defense response.